AUGAGCCCGUGGGCGUGGCCAGCCCGUGGGCGUGGACGUGGGCGUGCCGAGCUCGUGGGCGUGGCUGUGCGCAGGGGUGUGAUGAGCCCCUGGGCGUGGCCAGCCCGUGCCCGUGCGCGUGGGCGUGGGCGCGCGGAGCCCGUGGGUGUGGCUCGCCUGUGGGCGUGGCCGUGCGCGUGCGCGUGGGCUGGGCCUGCGGUGCGGAGGCCGCGGCCGCGGGUGCCCCUAGGGCUGCGGGUCCCGGGGGAGGACAUGGGCGACAAGUACGGCGGCCUGCGGCGGGCCCAGCUGCACCUGGAUUUCAUCCACGCCAACUCCACCACGCACAGUUUCCUUUUUGGAGCACUGGCUGAGUUGCUGGACAAUGCAAGAGAUGCAGGGGCUGCAAGACUUGAUGUGUUCUCAGUGGAUAAUGAAAAACUGCAGGGUGGAUUCAUGUUGUGCUUCCUGGAUGAUGGAUGUGGGAUGAGCCCUGAGGAGGCUUCAGAUAUCAUUUACUUUGGAACAUCCAAGAAACGUUCAUCAACCUUGAAGUUUAUUGGGCAAUAUGGUAAUGGUCUCAAAAGUGGAUCCAUGAGGAUCGGGAAGGACUUUAUUCUUUUCACAAAGAAGGAAGAAACGAUGACCUGUGUGUUUUUUUCUCAGACAUUCUGUGAAACAGAAGGUCUUAGUGAGGUUGUGGUUCCAAUACCUUCAUGGUUAACAAGAACCAGAGAAUCUGUCACAGAUGAUCCUCAAAAAUUCUCAACAGAAUUGUCUAUAAUUUUUAAGUACUCUCCAUUUAGAAAUGAAGCUGAACUGAUGCAGCAGUUUGAUGUGAUCUAUGGGAAAUGUGGUACUUUGCUGGUUAUUUAUAACUUGAAGCUCUUGCUUAGCGGAGAACCAGAGUUGGAUGUUAAGACGGACAAGGAAGAUAUACUGGUGGCUGGAGCCCUUGAGGAUUUUCCAGAGAGAUGGUCAUUCAGAGCCUACACAUCUGUUCUGUAUUUUGAACCUUGGAUGAGAAUAUUCAUUCAGGCCAAAAGAGUUAAAACAAAACACCUAUGCUAUUGCCUCUACAGACCCAGAAAGUAUCUAUAUGUCACAUCUUCUUUUAAAGAAGUAUUUAAAAAUGAAGUUAAAAAGGCAGAAGAAGCAGUAAAGAUUGCUAAUCUCGUAUUGAAAGAAGCACAAAUCACAGUAAACCAGCCUGACAGGACUUCUUUGUCUUCUGCCAAGGAUGCAUUACAGAAAGCUUUGGAAGACGUAGAAGCAAAGUAUAAGACUCUUAAAGAGAAACGGAGAGAACUAAGAAAAGCAAGGACACUCUGCUUGUUCUUUGGAGUGAACAUAGAGAAUCAAAGCCAAGCUGGGAUGUUCAUUUACAGUAAUAACCGCCUGAUCAAAAUGCAUGAGAAAGUGGGCCCACAGUUGAAACUGAAGUCCUUAUUUGGUGCAGGUGUGGUUGGAAUUGUUAAUAUACCCUUGGAGAUCAUGGAACCAUCCCAUAAUAAGCAGGAAUUUCUCAAUGUCCGGGAGUAUAAUCAUCUGCUAAGAGUCAUGGGGCAGUACUUGGUCCAGUACUGUAAGGACACCGGGAUCAGUAAUAGAAAUCUAACAUUGUUUUGGAAUGAAUUUGGAUACCAGCAUAACACAGACAUGGAGAAAUCUUCAGAUUCUAUUCAAUAUCAAAGACGAAAAGCCCUGGCUAUCCCAUUCAUCAUUCAAUGUGAUCUUUGCCUUAAAUGGAGAGUCUUGCCUUCUUCUAUUCAUUAUCAGGAAAAAGAAUUUUUUGACCUCUGGAUUUGUGCUAAUAAUCCUAACCUCUUGGAAAACAGUUGUUGUCAAGCAGAACACCUACCUUCCAUCCCUCUGGGCACCAUGAACACAGUGUCGCCAUCAAAAACUGAGAAAGAGAAACAACUUCAAGAGGUGGUGCAAAGGUACCACAGGCGACUGGCUGAACAGCAGCCACAGCCUCAGUUUGUACCAACAAGUAGGAUCACUGAGUUCACUACUACCUGCCAAACUUCAACACCUAAGGAAAGUACGAAAACACAGAAAUUCAGGCCUUGGGGUGAUGACUUGAAUGAAGAGUCUCUUGCAUCCUUUGAGCUUUCUGUCAGCCAAAGAGGCAGGAAGACAAACACAGAAGGGUUGGACUCUGAUGUGGAGUAUAUUUUGGACACUAAAAUGAAGAAGUCUACACAGAAGAAAGUGAAGCCUCAACAACAGAGACAUCCAGCAGCCCUGCCGGAAAACACUCGACUAGCCCAGAGGUCCCAGGUAUUUCACAUCAGCACAGUAUGUAAUGCUCAGCCAAAUGAAGGGCCCCAAAGAGUGCCAGCAUGGGAAAAGGAUUUAAAAUCUGUGUUUAAGAGAAAAGUGUUCAUGGAGAAUAAAAGUGAUGCUGAUGUUUCAUUGAAACAAGAAAAAAAGGAAGUUUCUCUUAUGAAAAGAGAAAAGCAGGAGCUGUGCAGUGAUAAUCCAGAAAUAAAGAGAAACUCUUCAUUACCUAACCGGGAAAGUGCACUGAUGGAAGAUUCAAGUCCAGGUUCUGGAUGCAACGCCAGCUUUUCUGUGAGUGGUGGUUGUAACGUUGCUUCUGUACUGACAAAGUCUUCCCAAGGCACAUCUAUCAAGGAAACAGUAAGAAAACUGUCGUCUAAAUUAAGGGAGUUUAUUCUGAAUUUUUUCCCUGAGUAUCAGCCACCAUCAGGAUUUGGCUACACAUCUGUGGAGGAUCUUGCAGCAAGUUUUGAGCUGGAGCAGUGCCCAGAGCAGACAAACAAAAAGCUGAGAAUGUGCUUCAACCAGAUCCAGAAUGUUUACAUGGUCCAAUAUGAAAGAGAACUAAAGAUAAAAAUGCAGUCCAUCAUCUAUGAAGCAAAUAGAAGAGGAGUCGUUAAUGAAAUAUCUCUGAGACAAUGUGAAGAAAAAAGAAAAGUUACUGAAAAUAAACUGAAUAAUCUUCGGGAAAAACUGGCAGUCCUGUUGCAGAAAUUCCAGCUGGGUAGUCCGGCAGGAGACCUGGAGCAGAUUGACGGUUAUUUAGAAGCUUUGCUUAAAGAAGAUAAUCCCCUUUUUCGGAACGCUUUAAAUAAAGUGACUACAGAUGCAGGACAUAGUCUCCCUUUAGAAAAAAACUGAAAAUAGUUCUCAAAAUUAAAAGUCAGAAAAGAUAUUUCCUUUUUAAAAUGCUAAUAAGAAAAAGGAAGAUUCUUUUCAAAACGUAUUUCGCCUUGUACUCGUUAUUGUACAGUUUGCCCUGUUAAAUUCUAAGAAAAUUGUGUAUUUUAGAAAUAGAGACUGAUUUACAAAGUACACAUUUGCAGUUCUGUUCCAGAACUCUGUUUUUUUUCAGAAAUUAGUUCUAGAGUUCUCCAGUUACCACGUGAGCUAUGAAGAAAGGGAAAUGUCAGGCCUAAAUUUUUUUUUUUUCACUUAAAAGACUAUAAAAACUAGAAAACAGUGGUUUUUAAAAUCCAUGUACAAAGGACUACAGGAUCACCUCCUCUUAAAGCUUUUGUUGAAAAGAAAGACAGUGUGUCCUUUCUCCGUGAUAGCCAAUACUCAGGAAAGCAGGAAAUAUAUAUCCUCAAAAACUGUAAGAUAUAACUUCUAUGAUAACUCUAUUGUUGAAUGGUAGU
Messenger RNA from Nyctereutes procyonoides (raccoon dog), 3629 nucleotides. It is a transcript of the gene MORC1, whose product is annotated as MORC family CW-type zinc finger 1. Lineage: Eukaryota; Metazoa; Chordata; Mammalia; Carnivora; Canidae. Gene Ontology annotation, cellular component: nucleus. Gene Ontology annotation, molecular function: oxidoreductase activity; zinc ion binding. The record is from RefSeq and is a predicted model, not a curated record. Bases 1 to 3129 code for a protein of 1042 amino acids. The transcript is spliced from 27 exons.